Larimichthys crocea (large yellow croaker) is the source of this 5652-nucleotide messenger RNA. It is a transcript of the gene prr36b, whose product is annotated as proline rich 36b. The transcript has 5 exons. Lineage: Eukaryota; Metazoa; Chordata; Actinopteri; Sciaenidae. The record is from RefSeq and is a predicted model, not a curated record. The coding region runs from base 524 to 4546 and encodes 1340 amino acids.
CUCCUCCGCCUGUCUAUCCAUCCGUCCGCCGGUCUACUGCCGUCUAUGUGUGUGUGUGUGUGUGUGUGUGUGUGUGUGUGUGGGAGAGAGAGAGUGUGUGUGUGUGUGUGAGUGAGUGAAGCGUCAUUCUCCUCCUUUCUUCCUUUCAGGGAACGCGCAUCACUUGAGAGAAACGGCGCCUGAGAACCAGAAGUUUCUUCUUCUCCUCUGUCGGCUCUGCUCCAUUCGCUCCGGUUUCCUCCACCCCCCUUCUUCCACGAUACUCCUCCGUUUUUUCCCCGGUUUCAUUUUUAUCCUCAUCCUCACUUUCUCUUUUUUUUCUCACACUCGAGGAGGACUCAGCCGGGGGUGUAGCAGCAGCGAACACAGGGCGUAGCUGGAGAGGAUUUGGCUAGCUCCGCCGCCGCACUGACCGGACCACAUCUUGCCGUCUUCAGAAAGCCUGUAGACCUUUGACCAUCCUGUGAGAUUUAAGUCCAUCAACCCUGCCCCGCAGAGACGGACAACUACCACUAAAGUGGAGAUGAAGCCGGAUGGGGUUGUCACGGCAGCGCUGGAGCCAAUGGAAACAUUGGAAUCCAAUCCAGUAAACGAGGCAGCACAGGAGCCCAACGAGGCAGCCAGUCCAGGUGGAGAGGAGAUGCCACAGCAACCUGCAGGGGAUAUGGGCCAGGUGGAACCCCAGCCAGACCAGGCCAAGGAAACCCCAGCUGCCAAGACCAACGACAAGUCUUCAGGAGAAUCCAAAGGCAAGACCACCAACAAGACCACAGCCAAGACAAAACCUGGCACCACCAGUCCGACCAAGACCACGACUGGCUCACGGCCCAACACAUCCCAGAGCCGCCUCUCAAAUGGCGUGUCCAAGCCCCAGACCAACGGAGUGGCUAAAAAGACCCCAACUGCUGCAGUCAAAAAGAGCACCCCGACCACAGCUCCCACCAAAAAACCAACAGGCCUGGCCGGAGCUCCAGCAUCCAAGAACAAAGUGGGUGAGAAGAAAGCCGCGGGGGCUGCUCCCACAACCAACGGCGCAAAGUCAGCAACCGGGACAACAGCAGCCAAGAAGACCUCGUCCACGCCCGUUAACGGUGUCAAAAGCAACAACACAGCUGCUGCUACUAAAAAGGCCCCAGCUCCCAAACCUGCCUCUGCGACCCCCACCAAGCCCAGCUCCACUGCCUCACCCAAGCCCCCUGUUUCCAAGACAACAAGGACUUCAUCUGGCACGGCAUCAUCUCGUCCUGCCACAGGCUCAACCCGACCACCCACUGCCAGCGCAUCCAAGAGCUCUGUAGCUGCAGCCAAACCUGCCACCCCUAAAACCUCCACCACUGCCAAGCCUGCUGCCUCCAAACCAACCUCCACUACACCCUCUGGUGGCAAACUUCCAGCAUCACAAACAUCCAGAAACACAACACCUGUGAAAAAAGAUGUUACCAAACCAGCCACUGCAGCAUCCAAAAAGCCUGCAGAGUCCCCCCUUACUCGCCCAUCCUCUGCAACUAAGUCGGCAAAACCUGAGACUCCCAAAUCAGCCUCGAAAUCAGAUGUCACCAUCAAAAAGGCUCCUGCUAAGGCUGCAGACACAAAGACACCCAACCGCUCCAAAACACAAGACAAUAAGACUCCUGCCAAGGAUGCUUCCAAGACACCUGGCUCCAAAGCGACCAAGACCUCCAGCCCCAAGAAAACUGUGGGCAGCAGCACCCCAGUUUCUGUGAAACGUGGCCCCAAAGCUGCAAUUCUUGCAGAACCUGCGAAGGAAGUCGCCACUGCUGUAGCUGCCACUGCAGCUAUCGCUACUGCAGCUGCUGCCAUUGUUGGGCCAGAGGAACCAGAACCUGCUGCACAACCAGCUGUUGAACCAUCUGCUACGCCAGAAAUGAUGUCCAAACAGACUGAAGCAUUACAAGAAGAAACUUCACCAGAACCAAUUCCUGCACCAGUGUUAGAAUCAGUGCAAGAACCAACACCAGAACCCGUACGGGAACUAACACCAGAACAUGUACGAGAACCAACACCAGAACCCAUACGUGAACCAACUCCAGAACCCAUACGUGAACCAACUCCAGAACCGGUGCGAGAACCAUCACCAGAGCCAAUACGGGAACCUACACCAGAACCUGUACAAGAACCAACACCAGAGCCGAUACGGGAACCUACACCAGAACCUGUACGAGAACCAACACCAGAGCCGAUACGGGAACCAACACCAGAGCUAGAACUAGAAACAUCUCCCGAGCCUGCUCUAGAGGUAUCAGCAGAGGAAGAUCUAGAAGCUGAACCGAUCUCCAGUCCCCAGCUGGACCUCAAAUUCGAGGAGUCUACAAAUGACUUGGUUCCUUCUCUGGGAACUACUGUCAUGUCUCCUCCUUCUUCCCCACCAGGCCCUGUUUCUCCAGUCCGGGAGCCUCAGAAUGCCUCUUCUCUGCUGGACACGGAUAUCCAGUCUGACCCCUGGGACAAGAGCGACGUCCAGGCUCCAUCUGACCUUGUCAACAGGAUGACCUUCCAGACAGAAGAGGAGACGGAGAAUAAAGAACAGUUUGGAGGAGAGAUGGAGGAGGAAGAGGAGGAGGAGGAGCAGGAAGAAGACAAGGAGAACCUGUUCAUGCCUACCUCCACAGCUCCAUCUGCAGAGGCCUUCAGUAUGAUGACACAACCUCAUAUGUUGGGUACCUCACCCAUGGAUGACUUCACCUCAGGGCCCCUGAUCUCCCCUCAUGAAAAGGAGGAGGCAGUGGAGAAGGCCGAUGAGGAGAUCAAUGAGGAUGAUGACGAUGAGGAGGAGGAUGAAGACGAGGAACAGAGAAGACUUGGUCAUCAACCUUUAUCCAUGGAGUUCCAAGUCAGGUCCUCAGGGUUUGGUGGUUCCGCUGGGUGGCACGGUGAUGACCUGCUGUCUGGGAUGGACUCUGAGGACAUGAGCAGCUGCACCAGCAGCCAGCAGCAGGGAGUUUCUGACCUCAGCAGCACCCAGCACACUGCAUUGUUAGAGGGCACCCAGAGCUCAGACGCCCUGAUCGACUCAAGCCUCCGUGGCUCUGAGGGAGACUGUAAUCUAAUGGGUUCUCCCAACGUGGAAACCCUGGCCAACGAGGAAGAGGAAGAUGAGGACGAAGAGGACGAGCGGGUGGAUGAUAUGGACCUGAGUUCAGAGAGGGUGGAGGAACAUCACAAAGUGUUCCAGCAGCAGGAACAAGACGAGGAGGAGGAGGAUGAAGAUGUAGAGAUGCACAGUGAAGGAGUGACGGAGAGCUGUGGGAAUGUAGAUGAAGAUGACUUUAAUGAGGAGGAGCGUUUAGACAACCUCAAUCGUUCUGGUCCUCCACCAUGCGUCCCCCCUAUGUCCUCCUGGGGACAGACCAACCCCUUCUCUGAUCCCUGGGCUCAACCAGCCUCACUGCUCUCUGCCUCCUCCCACAGUCCUGUAUCUGACCAUGGUGCAGUUGAAUCUGAAACGCCCACUCUGUCGCCUGCCCAGGCACGUUUGGACAGUGGCGCCCCUUCCUUUGCUCCUCAGUCAGAGGAAGAGCCCGUGCACCAUCAGUCAGUGAUGGAGAGCUCAGCCCCUGAGAAGGCUCACAGCCUCCUUUCUUCCCCAACUGUCGGCAUGUCCCAGCCCAGCACUCUGAGCGGCGCAGCUCUGGCCACCCAUAGCAGUAGCGAGACAAGCACCCCAGAGGAACUCCGUGAUUAUGACAGCAGCUCUGGAGUGGAGUCCCGCUCUGACAAACAACAAACUCCAGUGCCUGCUUCAGUCCAGCCUGACAUGGAGCAGGACUUGGGUAUUCACCUGGAGAAAGGCGAUGGAGAAGAGGAAGAGGCUGAGACACUCCCCGCCGAUGAGGUCCUAGGAACAGGACCCCCAACCGCUCCGGCGUCUGCCCCGUCUUCCCCCACAACCUCAGGAGAUGAGGCCAGCGACACAGAAGGUGAGAUGCAGAUAAACGACCCCGACGCACCGGUGAUGGAUCAGAGUGCUGGAUUCGAAAGCCCUACUCCCACCUGUAGUCUGCCCGCUCUUGAUGAAGAUGAAGAGGCAGUAGACACAGCAGCCGGAGAGGGCGACGAGGACGGAGGUGGGACCACCCCUCAGUCAGCCAACUCUGUGGCAUCUUACGGCUUCGACUGCACCACAUCCAACUCAAACGCCCACUCCAUGGCCGAGAGCUGCGGAAAGAGCCCGGGGAUCUUCUCCCUGGAGAACGAGGAACAGCUGCCAGAGGAGGCCAAGGACCCCUCCCUCAUCAAGGAGCUGACCCUGCCAUCAGCUGCUGCGGCUGCCCAGACGGAGGACCUGCUGGGCAGACACGUAGACCUGAUGCCUUUGGGCCACCCAGGGGAGCAUCAACCCAGUCUAGAUGAGUCCCACUACAUGCUGGGGGGAAAGAUUGCAGCAGAGCAUCUGGAGGAGGCUGAUCCGUUGGAGCCCGGUCACCACCUUGGGGCCCAGGAAUCUGGAGACACCAGUGACAACCAGCCACCCUACUACUCUACCAUAUGUGAUAAGACUGAUAGUUUUCUGGCAGGUAAUGUAUAAGUCCCUCCUUUAACCCUGGAAUGCACCUUUUCCCUGCAACCCUCCCCUUUACCUGUUGUUCGUUUUCUCUCCAGUUGGGUUAGACGGCUUAGAUGAAAAACAGGAGAACAAGAUUGUAGGAAAAGAUUUUAAAAAAAAAAUGAACAAAGGAGAUGGAAAAAAUGACUGUAGCAAUUUUUAAAUGAAGCCUCCCUCUUUCAUACUGUUGGUCGUGGUGAUGAGUGUAUGGCUUAAACUCCUUUAUGUACAAUAGCUACUACCAUUUUCUAGUAGAAUGUUCUUUUUAAGUAACACUGCAUAUUCUUAUGCCCCUGACGGGGUACUGACUGAUUGGUCCGACGUGACUGAGCUUUUAAACCGAAAAAAAGAAGAAAAAAAACAGAUGGAAAGAAAUGGACUCAUUGUGUAUUUAUCCUACUGUUUUUACCGAACAAAUGUCAAUGACUUUUUGUUUUUUUUGGUUUGUAUUUGCUUAUUUGUUGUUGUUUUUUUUUUUUGUUGGUUGUUUUCUGUUGAAACCUGGUCCUCCCUACCCCGUGUACACACGCUUCAUGUUCAACAGCACCAUAGCGAUAGUCAAAUGCUCCUUUUUAAAAGUUUGUGUUCUUGUUUCAAGACUUUUAGCUAUCAAAAUAAAGGCUAGAUAUUAACACGGCUGUUUGCCCUUACACAUUUGUUGAGGUAGGUAUGGGAGUAUUAGAUUGCAGUCGGUGAAGUUUUUAAUGUGUGCUUCGAGAGGUUCUACACUCUUCGCAUAGGUUGUUAAGGUAUAUAACGUGCAGUCACGUACAGUAUGUGUUUCAGGCAUUUGGUUUUAAGUGGCUAAGCUUCAAGCCUCAGUUAGCUGAUCAUUUGUGUUCCAGAGGAGUAACAGCUAGCCUUUUAUUUGUGAUGAGACACUGCAUUGUCCUACAUCGCUUUACACGCGCUGAAACCUUUUCAUAGUGGGCGUUUGGUUUACUAUUUCAACAGUAUAUUGCAUGUUUAACUAACAAAGACUGUGUACUACCUUGAAUUUGAAACAAUUCUACACUAGACAUGUUCAUAAAUGAAUGGUUCACACUAGGUUAUCUUUCAAAAUUCCAUUAAAACAUCAUUGCAAGGCA